UUGCUGCUGAAAGUGGCCCGCCAGCUAGAGGAGCCCCAUUCGAGCGCCACGGUUUACCAUGGAGGGCAGCAAGAAGGCCAAGACCGAAGACUUGGAGGUGACGGGAGUGUCACGCAGCGGCCGCGUGCGCAAAAAGUCCUCAAAACUGAUGGAUUUCGAGUCGCCCGACGACAUUGAGCGGGGCUUCGCCAAGCGGGCGGCGCCCGCCAAGCGCCCAGAGACGCCCAAGCGGGCGGCCAAGCCGGAGGAGGCGCCGCCCUUCGCAGAGGCGGGCAGCGACUCGGAGUACGGCAGCGAGUACGAGCAGCCGGCCGAGAGCAGUGUGGACGACUCGGUCGAGUCGGAGAGCGACCUGGAGGAGAACGAGGGCGGCUUCAAGCGGCUGGACGCAAGCCGCAAGUCGCAGCUGGUGAUCAGGGACGGCAAGAUCGUGAAGGCGGCCAAGGGCGACCCUGGGGCGCCCCGCAUCCGGACGCCCAAGCGGUCGCCGCCCAGCCCCAAGGCGAAGGAGGCCUACAAGGUGACCGGCAUCAAGCCCAUCGACGUGGCCGCGCACCUCAAGCUGCUGGGCGAGAGCCUCACCAUCAUCGGGGAGCGGCUCAAGGAGCACGAGGGCCAGAUCGCGGUGUCCGGGAGCCUCUCGGUGCUGCUCGACUCCCUGCUGUGCGCCCUGGGGCCUCUCAUGUGCCUGACGCAGCAGAUCCCCGAGCUGCAGCAGGGCUGCUGCAGCCCCGAACAGCUGCUGAGCACGCUGGACAACGUCGCCUUUAUCAUGCCUGGAUUGUAGCUGGAAUUAAACCGCUUUAGUAUUAUUUCAGCGAACGCGUUUAUUUAGCAGGCGGCCGCGCUGGCGCGCUUCUUGGGCUUCAUGCCGGGCGGGUGGUUGACGCACUGCGCCCGGCAGGGCUCGUCGUACUGGCAGGCGUCCUCCUUGGGCGCCCAGUGCUUGCAGCAGGGCCGCACGCACGCGCCCGGCUGGUACUGGGCGCGCUUCUUCUUGGCCUUGGGCGGGCAGGGCUGGAUCUGGGCGCCCCACACGCCGCACGGGUGGCAGCCGGGCGGCGGCGUCAGCCGCAUCGUGCAGGGCUGGAACCCCGUCGGGCACCCCUUGUCCUCGGCGGGGGGCGGCGGCUUUUUGCCGCAGCAGGGGCUUCGGCCGUCGGUGGUCACGCCGUUGCAGCGCCCGCGGCGCGGGUCCGCCCCAGCCCCCCCGCUGGCCUCCGCGUGCCAGUCCACAUUGUAGUUGUUGUAGAAGUUGGAGUAGCGCGUCCUCUCCGCCUCCUCCUCGCUCAUGGCGGGCUGCGCCCACUCAAUCAGUCAACCGGCCCUGGGGCGCACGUGUGGUACAUACCUGCUGGCUGCUGGGCGCGGCGCACGGCAGCUGCAGCGGCUUCACCGGCUGGGGCACCGUAGGCGCCAUUAUGGGGGGCGCGCUCACCAUGCAGCAAGUCACGCACGGGUCCUGCGUGGGGGCGCACUGCGCCCCGCUGUCGUAGCGCUGCACCAGCUGGCGCAGCCCAGCCACCAGGUCGGCCGCCAUUUUGGGCCCCAAACACGAAAAUUUUCUGGACAAAACUGGAAUUUUCCUGACCGCUGACACGGUUGAUCGGCGUCGCCUGGCAACGCGGGCUCGAGCAGGCGUAGCAAACAAAACGCCGCGUCGUCCCGGGCAACCGAUCAACACUCACAUCGCGUGCGACAAGCUGCUGUGCAACAGUGCUCCAAAUUCCAGUGAUUUUCCCCCCCAGAAGCCCCAAAAUGUCCUGCUGCCCUCCUGCCUGCUGCCCGCCUGCCUGCUGCGUCCCCACCUGCUGCCCCCCCGUCUGCUGCAUGCCGUGCUGCGUCCCGUGCGUGUACGUGCCCUGCUGCUUCCCGUGCCCGCCCUGCUGCCCCUGUCCCCCCAAGUGCUGACCCCCGAAGGACAUGAGGGGCUUCGCCCCGAUAGUUUAGCAACGAAAUGUCAUAAAAACGCCAAGUAAAACGUCUAAUUCA
This is a messenger RNA of Dendroctonus ponderosae (mountain pine beetle), 1992 nucleotides long. RefSeq lists its product as uncharacterized. Bases 59 to 787 code for a protein of 242 amino acids. The record is from RefSeq and is a predicted model, not a curated record. The transcript is spliced from 4 exons. Lineage: Eukaryota; Metazoa; Arthropoda; Insecta; Coleoptera; Curculionidae.